AAAUAUUUGUAAACAACUUUAUGGGGAAUACGCCAUAUGCAAUGUAAAAGCUGAUUCAUUCGGUAGACCUUUAUAUAGUUUUGACUGUGAUAAAGAUUAUUAUUAUGAUCCGAGUUCGAAAAAAUGUGUCGGAAAUAAAGAAAACUAUUGCAAAAUGGGAGAUACGUCAUGUCAACAGACAUGUACCAUAGAGAAUGAAAAGCAGAAAUGCGGUUGUUUCAAAGAGUUUACAUUGAAUUCAGAUAAUAAAACUUGCGAUCUAGAAGGAAAAGAUAAUAUAACUUGUGAGAAUGGAAUAUUGAAAGAUGGUGUAUGUGAAUGCAACUUAGGUUACGUUCACGAAAACAAUAAAUGUGUUCAUAUAUGCAAUAGUUCAAAAAUUGAAGAAAUCUGUCCAAUGGAUUGUGUAUCUUGGGAUAAAGAAAAAUUUAGAUGUAAUUGUACAGGAAAAUACGAAUACUCUAAAGAUGGGAACACCUGUAUAGAGAAAGCGUUUUGUGCGAAAGGUGAAAUAGGAGAUGUUGAUUGUUCUAAGAAAAAUGCACAAUGUGAAAAGAAUGAUGAAGGAUAUGAAUGUGUUUGUCUUGAAGGAUUAAGAGAGUUAGAAAAUGGAAUUUGUUCAAGUGACUGUACUAAUGACGAAACGCAGGAAUGUAAAAAGAAAAAUCUUGAAUGUGAAUAUGAUGAAAACAAAAAUAUCAGUAAAUGCAUUUGUCCACUUUCGAUGGUGAUGUCAACGAAUGGAGCGUGCAAAUUUGCCAACAAUUCCUAUUAUAUGAACAUAGUUCUACAAAAUCCAAAGAAACAUUCUCGUAUUUUUAAAAGAAACGUAAAUGAAGCUAACAAAUUAAGCGUCUCUUAUCAUGAGAUUAAGAAGAGGAUGAUUGAUGCGAUGGCUAUUUUAUACGGAGACAAAUUUCAAACAGUUCAAGUCAUCAAGUGCAAAAAUCUGUCCGAAUUACUACUGACCGUUUGCUUGUCUGUUUAUAAGAAAUUCGGAGAAAAAUUAAUGAGGAGUCAUGAAAGGAUAGUAACUCUCAUCGUUCAAGAUUAA
Molecule: messenger RNA, 1054 nt
Organism: Centruroides sculpturatus (bark scorpion)
Lineage: Eukaryota; Metazoa; Arthropoda; Arachnida; Scorpiones; Buthidae
Product: matrilin-2-like
Exons: 9
Coding region: 155-1054 (299 amino acids)
Source: RefSeq, a predicted model, not a curated record